Molecule: messenger RNA, 8611 nt
Organism: Erinaceus europaeus (western European hedgehog)
Lineage: Eukaryota; Metazoa; Chordata; Mammalia; Eulipotyphla; Erinaceidae
Gene: RBMS3
Product: RNA binding motif single stranded interacting protein 3
Exons: 15
Coding region: 917-2230 (437 amino acids)
Cellular component (GO): cytosol; ribonucleoprotein complex; nucleus
Molecular function (GO): poly(A) binding; poly(U) RNA binding; mRNA 3'-UTR binding
Source: RefSeq, a predicted model, not a curated record
AGAAACAAUUCACUGCCUGCAUUCGAGUUCUCUGGGUUCAAUUCUAGCUGCAGCAGCCUUGCUGCAAAAAAUUGCUUUGCUAUUCGAGAUAGCCAGCAGAGGGAAUCUGAACUUUACUUGCAGCAGGGGUUGAAGCAGCCUUUUUUUUUUUUUUUCUUGGAGGAAAUACUGCAGCCUUCUGGACUGCAUACGCUGUUCCCUGGAGAGGCUCUCUUGGUUCCACCCACCAGCUGGAAGGAGGGGAAGUGAAUGAAAGGACAGGACAAGCCCUGAACACCAUGUCACUCUGGGAGGGAGACAGCAGCAACUAAGCUGUGUGAGGUUUUUUUUUUUUUUUUUUUUUUCUUUUUUUUCUUUUUCCCUUUCCCUUUCCUACCCCCUCCCAUUUCUUCUCUCUUUUUCUUUCUCUCUUUCUCUCUCUCUCUCUUUCUCUCUCUCUCUCUCUUUUUUGUUUUUGUUUUCUUUUUCUUUAAGGUGAGGGGAAAAAACUAAAAGGAGACAGGAAGCUGAUCUACAAGGAUUCGGAGUUGUGCUAAAAGGACUUUGAUUUUUUUUUUUCCCUUUACAAACGCUGGCAAUUGACAUCACUACAGACUGCCUGGUUAGAGAACAAACUGCCUCAUCCCAAGUGGACCCCCGGCAGCUGAGGGAAAGCAGGCAAGAUCUGAGGAAGCUGUCUGUUUUUCUUUUUUCCCGUACGGAUCCUCAGAUCCUUGUCCUUUUUUUUUUUCUUCUGGUGUGUUUCUUUUUUAAAUUCUUGCUGUGUUGGAACUAGCGAGUGGUGGAAAACAAGGAAUCUCUGAAGCCUCAUCAGUCAUCGGUACUGUCAGGAAUAGUGGUUUAAGAGGAAGCUCGGCCUGGGGGCACUAUACCCUGUCAUCCAGUUCCCUGCCUCGGAGAUAAAGAUUCCAGCUACAUGGGCAAACGCUUGGAUCAGCCACAAAUGUACCCCCAGUACACUUACUACUACCCUCAUUAUCUCCAAACCAAGCAGUCCUAUGCACCAGCUCCCCACCCCAUGGCUCCUCCCAGUCCCAGCACAAACAGCAGCAGCAACAACAGCAGCAACAACAGCAGUGGGGAACAGUUGAGUAAAACCAACCUGUACAUUCGAGGCCUCCCACCAGGCACCACUGACCAGGACCUAAUUAAGCUUUGCCAACCGUAUGGAAAAAUUGUAUCCACAAAGGCAAUUCUUGACAAAAACACGAAUCAGUGCAAAGGUUAUGGUUUUGUAGAUUUUGACAGUCCUGCAGCUGCCCAAAAAGCAGUAGCAUCUCUCAAAGCAAAUGGUGUGCAGGCACAGAUGGCCAAGCAACAAGAACAAGACCCAACAAACCUAUACAUCUCAAAUCUCCCCAUUUCUAUGGAUGAGCAGGAGCUUGAGAAUAUGCUGAAACCUUUUGGACAUGUCAUUUCCACAAGAAUACUAAGAGAUGCUAAUGGAGUCAGCAGAGGAGUUGGCUUUGCCAGAAUGGAGUCUACUGAAAAAUGUGAAGUGGUAAUUCAACAUUUUAAUGGAAAAUAUCUGAAAACACCACCAGGUAUCCCAGCCCCCAGUGAGCCUUUACUGUGCAAAUUCGCUGAUGGAGGACAAAAGAAGAGACAGAAUCAAAGCAAAUAUACACAGAAUGGGAGGCCUUGGCCCCGGGAAGGAGAGACUGGCAUGGCACUGACCUAUGACCCCACAGCCGCCAUACAGAAUGGAUUUUAUUCUUCACCGUACAGUAUUGCAACCAACCGCAUGAUUCCACAGACAUCUAUCACGCCAUUCAUUGCUGCUUCCCCUGUCUCCACAUAUCAGGUCCAGAGUACUUCAUGGAUGCCUCAUCCGCCAUACGUUAUGCAACCAACAGGUGCUGUGAUUACACCAACAAUGGACCAUCCUAUGUCAAUGCAGCCAGCCAACAUGAUGGGGCCCCUGACACAACAGAUGAAUCAUCUUUCUUUGGGCACAACAGGAACGAUUCAAUCCCAAGACAGGAUUAUGAUACUCCACCAGCUGUUGUGUCAGUAUAUGACUGCAGCCGCUCCUAUGCAAGGGACCUACAUUCCCCAGUACACGCCUGUGCCUCCGACAGCUGUUUCUAUUGAAGGUGUUGUUGCUGAUACCUCUCCCCAGACAGUGGCACCUUCAUCCCAGGACACCAGUGGUCAGCAGCAACAGAUAGCAGUGGACACAUCCAAUGAACAUGCGCCUGCAUAUUCUUACCAACAGUCUAAACCGUAAACAAGACUGAAGAUUGUCUGUUUGAAACUUUGCCUUGAAUGAAGAAACUUCAGUGAACAAGAAGUUGGCUUCCAGUUUGCACAGACGUCAAUGGAAUGCUUUUUUUUUCUUUUUAACUUUCUACUUUGCCCAAUGAAAACAAAGUGUUUUAUGUACUGUGCAAAUGGUUCUUUCAUGUGGUCUGACAGUUUGUUUUUGCCUUUUUUUUUUUUAAUUAAAGAAAGAUAAAUCCCAGAAGAGGGGUAAAAACAUCAAAACAAUACAUGGAGCUUGAUAUGUUAAUCUGGAAGAACAUUUGAAUUCAGAAUUUACCUGAAGUUGUACAUAGAGGGUUUUUUUGUUUUUGUUUUGUUUUGUUUUAACAGAAAAUCUGAUGUCAAGAGAUAGGCAAGGAAAUAUGGAAACAAAUUAUCUUCCUAAAUAAUUAAGCUACUCUUUCUCUUUCUUGUUUAAAUCUUGUGGGUUGGGUUUUAUUUUUAUUUUCUCUUAGAAAUAUUUAGUAAAGUUUAUCUUGAAUCUUAAUUGCCUUAAUUUUGAGGACGUCAAAAGCUCUCGAGGCAAGCUAUCAACGUCUUGUUUUAAGAAAUCAAGAAAGAAUUGAAAUAUUGUGCCAGCUUUAACUGGUUCAGAAGUCUAAGACUAUUGAGUUUUUUGGGUGAAAAAAAACUGUACAGUUUAAAAGAAAAUGUUUUUCUUCAUUUGAAGAAAAUUUGUUGAUAAAAGAAACCAUGGCAACUGCGAGAAUUUGGAAAAUGCUGGACUUCUCAUGAACUUUGUCUUAAAUGUUGAAUCAUUCUAGAAGGCUAAAACAUUUUAUGGUAAAGUUAUUAAUGUUGGUUUAAAAACAACUGCAUUAGAAAUAAUGCGUGUUUGGGGGGCAGAAUGCAGAUUUUUUUUAUUUACGAAGCGUGAUCGCUAGCAAAAGCAUUAGUGCUUUUUAUCUGCAGUCUUUUUUAUGAGCUUUACAAAGUUUUUAGUCAGCUUUGCUUGUCACAUUGCAAAACCUAGAUUAAGAGCAUUAAAAAAAAUUUUAGUAAGUAGGAGCUUCUGUCAAAAAAGUGCAAACAAACAAACAAAAAAACACAAAAAAAGCAAUAGAUAGAGAAAUUGUUGACAAUUUCUGUAGUCUUUCCUAGUUGUGAUCAAAUUCAGCCUAUGGAUGGCCUAUUUUAUACCAAAGAUGAAGUGGCACCCUAUUGCAGUCAAGAAGAUAGAGAAUGUUUUUCUUUUCUUCUCUCUUCGUUUAAAAUUUUUAUUUGACCUACAUUGGCCGGACCAGUUUUUAUGUUGUUAUGUGUUUAAACUACCUUCCACUGGUGUUUUACAUACUGCAAUUUUUUUUUAUUAUAAUUGUAAAUUUGUUGAUAGUAAAAAGCUUGCACUAGCUGUGUUCAGCAGUUUCAGCAUGAAGAAUUCUGGAUACCAACUAAUGGAGAGCCGAACGACAUUAGAUUCCAUGAGCUUUUCUGGUUCUUUGUUAGCUCUCUUGUGUAGUGAAACCUGCAUUGAUGGUCAUCAAUAAGCUAAGACUCUUGUUUAACAGGUUGAAUUUUCUCUAUGUGGAUUUUGAACUGAAGACAUUUCCCGAACCUGGUCUGAAAGGUCACAUGUCAAAAAGCUUCGUAAAAUAUGUUAAGUGCUGAAUGGUCUCCUGAAAAGGUCUUGUUGUAUUUGUAACAAUAGUCUUCCUUCUAAAUUCCAGAAUCUUUUGGUUUUCUUCUCACCUUAGUAUCUUCCAUCAUCCACCAUGAAUAACCACCUUGAUUCUGAAGUUGGGGAGGGGAUGUUUUCUUUAUUGCCUCUUUUCACUGUAUUUUCAUAUCCUGUUGUUGUCAGAAGAAAGAUAAAUUGCAACUUUUUUUUUACUUUAAUUCUCUGAGGCAAGUAAAACAGUAAAAUUAGGAGUUCUAUAGGAUUUAGGCAAGCUUUUUAAAUGCUAGUUGACAAUCAAGGAAUUAUAAGAUUUAUUUUAAUAAGACCCAAAAUAAUUAGGUUUGAUCAAUCCUUAAAGCCAAAGGUGAUAUAUUUGUAUUGAGAAUGAUGCAAAACUUUGUCUUAAAAAAUGAUGUAAAUUUACUUAACAAACAUUUGCAUAUGUGACUCAUGGAACCCAUGUUGAACCUAUAUAGUUCUACCAGAAAUGGAACUGAUUUAAUUUAGCCAUAUGCUAGAAUUGCUUUCUGAGCUACUAGUUAAAUUGAAAUAGGUGGAACAUUUCUCACAGAAAAGAAAGAGAGAAAGAAAGGAAGGAAGGAAGGAAGGAAGGAAGGAAGGAAGGAAAGAAGAGAGGAAGAGAGAAAGAAAAAAAUAAAAGGUCAUAGGAACUUUUGCCCAGAAGAAAGAAGUAAGCAAACUAAGUGCAUUGUAAGAGAAAAUAGGGUGUACUUUUAAAAAUGAAAACAAUUUGGAAAUUAAAUCACCAUGAGCCUAAUAUGUAAUGUGAGCACUUAACCGGGUGCACCACCACCUGGCCCCAAUGAGCCUAAUAUGAAACUGUUAAUUUUACACUGUUUGUGAUCUACAAAGGCCUAGUACUGAAAUAGAUUCAAUUCUCUUAUGUCUUACCCUAAUUGAAAAUGCUAAUCUAAAGAGUGACUAUCUUUGCAGUCAAAUUGGAGGCAAAAAUGUAUCGGAGAAAUUGCCAUGCACCACAGAGAAAUUCCAGCUGGUCACAUUCAUCCAUAAAAUUUUCUGUGCUUUAGGGAGAAUCAAAAUGUGCUUUCUUUCAGCCUACUUUUCAGCUUCUUGUGUAUUUUAAGAGUAGCACUUAGUUUUAUCUUUGAGAAGUGAGCCCCUGAGUUAUAGGGGAUAUUAGCAAAGUUGUAUGGAAACUGCUUUCUGUUUCUCUUGCUCAAUCCUUGAACUCUUUGUAUAAAUAAGGAUUAUCCUGGGCAUAAGUCAUUUGAAUAUGAAAACAACAUGCUUUCUUUUGUUUCUGUAAAAAAAAAAAUCAUGUGAUACAAGAAAGUCUCAUUUACACAAUCAACAAUGAGGCUAAGAGGUAGCUACCAUGUGGCUAAUGAAUGUGCCUAGGUAACUUCCUGUUUAUAUUCAAAACUACUGCUUUAUUUAUACAUUCAGAAGCAUUUUUUUUUUCAACUGAAAUUUCAAUGGUCUCAAUCUCUUUUUUUAAGCCACCUAAGAUAAAAGAAAUUUACUGUUAUUUUAUGUGUCCAUGUGCGCCUUUGUGUUUAGAUUUUUUUUUUUUUGUAUCAUGACAUUCUAUAGGGUAUCUUAUUUCAGACCAAUAAGGGAAGAAAAGGGGGGAAAGAACCCUGUUCAAAUUUGCUUCCCUAUAUCUGUCAUCUUACCUUAGUGUCAAGUCUGAAGGGGGAAAAAAAGAAUCAGACAGAUAAUCAAAGGCCAGGCAGAUAAUGUAUGAAAAGUAAACCAAAAUCUAUGUUGAUAGAUGUAGGCAGUAGAAAUUUCAUUGAACCAACAGUCCAGUAAUUUUAAUUCUAUAGAAUUAUAGUCAUCUUAAAAGUAUUCUGGCCCCCUAGAUUGUCAAAUAUUUAUACAAAUGCUCCAAACUUUCCUUUUGAUUUUAAUUCCUAAGACCUAGCUUAAACAUCAGGAAACAGAUAAAAUCCUCAACCCAAAUGGCAUAAAAACCAAUAAACUCCGGUUGCAUGAUCAAUGUAGUAGUGAGUUUUCUCCUAGUAGUGGAGGCGACAUGUACAUAGUGACUGGACGCCACUACGUAUGGCCAUGUCUCCUGACCCCGAGUAAACCUAAAGGCUAUAGUAGCAAAUACCGGUGACUCUUUGUCCUUAAACAUUGAACACAUUUUGGAUAUUGCAAAUAGGAUAAUAUUAUUUAAAAUAAUAAUAAUAAAUUCUCUAUCUGACUUCAGUUUUGGCCAGGGUUAGUUUUCUCCUUCAUAGUUCUAGGUCAUUCAGAUAAUAUCCCAUGUUUCACAUAAACCAAUUACUCCUGUCAUGUUAAAAGAUCUGCCACAUUUGACGCCACAUAAAACAUUUCUACCUACCCUGCCCCCUCCCCUAUAAAAAAGUAAAUGUUAAAAAAAAAAAGAAACAUUUAGAGGGAAGGCAAAGAGGAGAAGGCUAUGUGGAGCUGGAAUUUCACUGGAUCUACUGGAAUACUAUAACCACUUGCAAAAAAAAUGCUUUGAGUUUAUUUUCAAUUCAUUUAUAACAAAAGUAAUUUAUUUAAAAAAUGUUUAAAUAGUUACGAUAAUUAUUAUGAAUCCAUGCAUUUUUUUAGUGACCAAAAUGUUGCCAUAAUGAAAAAAUGUGAUUUGAUUUCAAAAAACCCUACAGUCUCUAUGAUUGAGAAGUUGCAGUGGGUUGUCUAGACAGACUGUUCUAUUAGUGGGAGACUAAACCUACCUUUGAUGAUUCAAUCUUAUUCUUAAUUUGAGUGUACAAUCCAAGGCAGAUGGUCUGAUAGAGAUUUUUAGUGAAAAAGUUCUUAUGUGAUUUAAAAACCAAAUGAAAAGAUGGUGUUUAUGUAUGUAUUCAAUAUAUAUAUAAUCGAAAUCAGCACCUUUGAGGAAUCGUACUUCAUGAUAAAAUUUACACGUCAUCAAGCCUUGUUCUUUCUAUAUUGUCAUGCCUUGAAAAGUGAAAGAUGAGAUUUUUGACUUUUUGUUAUGGUUGGCAUGAUUCAAUAUCACCAGAAGCGCUAGUCUUUCACUCCAGUCUAAAGUAUUGGUGUACUUCAAACAAAUUGAUUGAGUUUGUGCUCUAUUUCUUUCCCGUGGCACAGUAAUAAUAUAAUUUAAUUAACAAAUCAAUUCCUUUUACAAAUGAUAUCUAUGGGGAGGGCAUUGGAAGACAGUUAAAUCUACCUAAAGUUUGACAUUUCUUACCAAAUAUUCUUAAAUAUUAAAUUGAUCCCUUAGUGUAAUGCUCUUAGUCAUGACGGCCCUUUGUGGAUUACAAAGUUCAGGAAAGUACGAAAGCUAAAUACAAAAAUCCUUAAGUGAACUCAAGAGUUUUUCAGUGAUCUUUAGUAGGACAGGAAUACUCACUCCAGGCCAGUUAUUUGGUUUUAAAGACAACACGCGCGCGCACGCAUACACACAUACACACACACACACACACACACACGGUAUAUUCAUUUCUUUAUACUUCUGGGAAGAAAGAUAAUGUUUCAAGAAGCUUCCUUCACCCAGGAAGCUCUACAGCUGAAGCAGACAUGAGAUCCAGUUUGGAAAGUGCAGGAAGAAACAGUAGGUUAUAGUCACAGUUUUCCAUUUUAGUCUUGCCAGUUAGCAGCUGCCCCUACUAAUAACUGAUUCUUGCAGAAAUACAGUCACUCUCACUCUCAAUUUUUGAAGGGCUAAUUAUCUACUUUGUGAAUUUGUUUUUGUCUUUUGUUUUUUCAACUGUAAGCCUUAGGCUCUUUUUCCUUUUUACCUUAAGAGUUCAAGAAGAGACAAUUGGAAGUAAAAUUCAAAGCAGUCUAUUUUGUUUCCUAAUAAGUAUACAUUAAUUCAAGGAACAUAAAAUAUUGGUAAAAUUAAUAUUAGGGCAUUAUACAUGUUUUUUUAUCACCUAUUAUGCUCUUUUCCCAUCCAGUACAAAUAAUUGAGAGUUGCCUGUAUUCUUGAAGCAUAUAAAGGGGGGAAAAUGUAGCAUAGAAUUUGGCUGUCUCAAAAAGAAAACUUUGGGUUUCAUUCACUACUGAAAUCUGAACUAGUAGAAAAAAUCAGCUAUCUUAAAAUUUUGAUGAACAUAUGCAUUGUUUUUGUUACUUUUUAUUUCAAAUACUUUAUUAGGGCUGAAUCAUCUUAACACUCCAGUGGAUAGUUCUAUGAUCAAUUCAAAUUUAAAUAAUGUCCAAAGUGUAACUUUAGUGUUAUACUUUGUGUUUUAGACUCUCUGGUUUUGAAUUAUUAAGAAAGAUGCUUUCUUUGUCCCUCUUCCCAAAUGUUAUGUUAUUCUCUCACAUGUGAAAAAAGAAAUUAUUCCAAAAUUUUAGGGAACUACAAAAACUCUUUGAAAAAGUCUUCUCCAUUUUGGAAAUUAAUGCUUCUAUUUACAAAAAAAGGAAAAAUAUAAUUGAAAUCUCAUUUUAAAAUAUUUAAAAACAUACAUGCUAUGAAAUAUUCAGUUUCUUAAAAAUGGGACACAGCUUCUUUAAAUCUUUUGUUUCAGGCCAUAUUUGAUUUGGUGAAACUUUUAAAAACAAGAAUCAACUUUGAAUUUUACUUAAGAGCAUUUGUAUUGCUGUCUCUGACUGUCAUGGAAAGUUCUGUGAUUGUAUGGUGUUUCUGGUUUUAAUUUUUCAUCUGUACCACAGUCAAAUUAGCUACCAUUUCCCCUUUCCUUGGGCUUUCUGUAGAUCAGUGGAUGUUAGGUUUAAACUUCUGUUUUCUUUGAUGAAGCUUUCAAUAAAAAAUGAAAAUAAAAUCAA